UCUGCGUCUGACGCACAGUGAUGACGCAACGUUAGCUUCGAGGCUGCCACUUUUGCUUCGUUUAUUUACCCGAAGUGUGAUUCAACUCCUUGAUAUCAGACAAGGAGCAUCCACGUGUACUCAUUCCUGAGUUAUGUCGACUCUUUUACCAGCUGGGAUGGGUGACGGGGACAGGCGGUGGGAUCAGUCUCAAACAGGGAGACCAGAUUUACAUCGCACCGUCAGGCGUCCAGAAAGAGAGAAUACAGCCAGAAGAUAUGUUUGUGUGUGAUGUGCAGGAGAGGGACAUCUGUUCUCCACCUGCAUGGAAAAAGUUAAAGAAAAGCCAAUGUACACCACUUUUUAUGAACGCCUACACUAUGAAAGGUAUGAUGACAUGUUGCUGGUGCCUAUUAUUGAAAACACCCCGGAGGAGAAGGACUUGAAAGACAGGAUGGCUCGAGCAAUGGAAGAAUACCCAGAUUCAUGUGCAGUUCUUGUCCGUCGACAUGGCGUUUAUGUUUGGGGAGAGUCAUGGGAAAAAGCAAAGACCAUGUGUGAAUGCUACGACUACCUGUUUGACAUUGCAGUCCAGAUGAAGCAGUGUGGAUUGGACCCCUCAGCCCUUCCAAAGGAAGAAAUGGGAAUAGUCUGACAUUUUCUGGUGCCUAUUGAAAAGACAUUUGUUACAGAAGGGUUAGUGCAGUUCAAUCAGGGGGGCAGAUUGUAAUCAUUUGCCUUUCAUGGCAGCCUGCUUCAAAAUUGAUGAAAUUUGAUGGUAAGGGCAAAUUCAGGGUUGAAGAUCGAAUGGCUGUAAUCUGGAAGUACCUGCAGGUGCACUGUAAAGCACUGUGGGACAACUCACCAGAGAGUAGCUGUCAAACCAAUGUCCUCAGGUUCAAAUGCUUUAUUGUUCAAGCUUGACUGCACCGGAAUCAAAGUUUUUCCGCAUGUCAGGGAUGAAAAGAACAUGUAUCUCACUUGAUCUGUAAUAUUUUUAACAUCCUGUGCCUGCAUGAAUAAAACAUAAACUGUCA
Messenger RNA from Nematolebias whitei (Rio pearlfish), 1016 nucleotides. Its product is annotated as APAF1 interacting protein. Lineage: Eukaryota; Metazoa; Chordata; Actinopteri; Cyprinodontiformes; Rivulidae. Gene Ontology annotation, cellular component: cytoplasm. The record is from RefSeq and is a predicted model, not a curated record. Gene Ontology annotation, molecular function: methylthioribulose 1-phosphate dehydratase activity; metal ion binding.